This is a messenger RNA of Trypanosoma theileri, 7014 nucleotides long. RefSeq lists its product as uncharacterized. The transcript has a single exon. Lineage: Eukaryota; Euglenozoa; Kinetoplastea; Trypanosomatida; Trypanosomatidae. Bases 1 to 7014 code for a protein of 2337 amino acids. The record is from RefSeq and is a predicted model, not a curated record.
AUGCGGCGAUGUACAUGUGGUUUGUUAACACUUCGUAGUCUACACACUGUUGGGCCAUCCACACAACGGCCAGUCAUUUCCCACAGAAGUGAAGAAGAUAUCAGCCAUAAAGGCAAUGAUGGUAAUAAACAAACAGAAGAAGAAAAGGAAAAAGAGGAAGAUGGGAAAGUAAAAGAAUUCCCUCAUCUUUCUUCAGUGAAGAAGCUAAAUGAAGAAGAAAAAGAAGAAGCAUCAAGAAAUAUUUCACGUACGGUUCCACGCAGUAGUAUGAGUAACCUUUUACAGAUGAUCGCCCAGCGUAAAGAUGUGGUGAAUAAAAAGAAGAAAAAUAACAACAAUGAUAGAAGGGAUAAUAAUAAUAAUAAUAAUAAUAAUAAUAAUAAUAAUAAUAAUAAAAUAUCAUCAUCAUCAUCAUUAUCGUUAUCCACAUCAGAUGGAUGUACUUAUGUGGCACAAAUCUUUACUUCUGCUUCUAAUGUACAUACCACGAAUUCACUGCGUCAUCACACCACUACAGCAAAGCGUACAAAUAAUAAAAAGAAAGUUAAUACAACUCCCCAAUUACAAUCAUCAUCAUCAUUAAAGAAUCCUAUGGUCGUCUCAGCAACUCUUGUAGAAAAGCUUCGAAGAAAUGUUCUUCAUAAACGACUUAAUUGGAGAAAAAUGGUAAGUAUACAUCCAUCACUACAAAGACUCCCCGUUUGGCAACAACGCCCAUCAUGGGGAAUACAUUUUCUUCCAUCUUCUGCACUUCCCAUACCACAACAAGAUGGACCUGCUCUUUUUGUUUGUAGUGCACCUACUGGUUGUGGAAAGAGUAGUUUAGUGCCUUUAAUGCUGCUGGACGCACAUUGGGAACGUCUGCUACAGCGCAUUGAUGCCCCGAUGAAUAUUAAUAAUCGUGGAAAUGGAUUAACACCACCGUUACCGUUUGCAUCUGCAACAGAAAAUAAUAAUAAUAAUAAUAAUAAUAAUAAUAAUAAUAAUAAUAGCAGUAGUGGUGGUGGUGGGGUACGUGCGUAUGUGACGGAGUUUGCUGCGAGUAGUCGUGUGUGUAUUGUUGUCUCGCAGCCAACACGACUAGCCUGUAAGGAACUGGCAGAAUUCACCGCAUCUCUUAUAGCCUCUUCUUCUUCAUCAUCAUCGUCAUUAUUAUUAUCAUCAGAAGAAGAAGAAAAAGAAAAAGAAAGAGGAGGAAGAAAAGGAGGAGAAGAAUCCAUCUCUGGAAUAGGAGAGGUGGGAGGUCGUGUGGGUUAUGCUGUUGGUGGUGAUGUUUGUUUCUCUGCGGCGACGGAAAUUAUCUUUGCAACUCCUGGUUUUAUCGUAAAUGCACUUCAACAUCAAAAUAAAAUGUUUUCACCCACAACACUUGUGAUUGAUGAGGUACAUUGUCGUGAUAUGGAAACAGAUAUGUUGUUAGCAUGGGCAAGACAACAGUUAUUUGAGAAGCCACACUGCACUUCUGUAGGACUUCGUCAAUUAGUGUUGAUGUCCGCUACAUUACCGGUAGAACAGAUGGUGGCUUUUCUCACUUCAGAGUAUUGUAAUGGAAUGGAAGAAUCUACAGGGAAAGGAAUAAUCACAAAAGCAGAAAAAGAUGAAAAAGAUGGAAAAGAAGAAGAAGUAGUUGAAGGAGAAGAGGAAAAAGAAAGAGAAGGAAGAAGAAGAAGAAAAAGAAAAGCAGGAGUAAAGAAAACUCCACAAAUUCUUCUUAUUGAUAAUGUCUUUAACCGACAGAGAGAUAUGAAUGCUAAUGAUGCCUCUUCAAAUACGAUUGCCAUUCAUCCAUUUCGCAUUGAAGAAUAUUUUAUCGAUGAUCUCCCUGACGAGAUUGGAAAAUCGCAAGUCUUACACAACACAACUGCACAGAAAAGCUCUGGACUCUCCACAAGUGAAUCAUCUCCACUAUUCUCAGCUCCUGCACGGCGGGUGAUGGCAUCACUUGGACAUUACUUUUCAUAUACGAGAUUUGGAGCUGAAUUCCAUACUCCACAGGCACGAACAUUAGCACAGUUUGUUCUCUUUAUUUUACAAACGUUUGCGUCAACUUCACGGAAAUCGAUAACGACUAGUAAGAAGCAGAAGCAGGAAGAAAAAGAAAAAGGAAAAGAAGAACAUCAUCCGGAGAGUAUUCUGGUGUUUUUACCAGGUUUUGCAGAGAUUUCACUAGUACUGCAGUCACUGGAGUUGUUGUGUCAAACCGUAGAUGUAGGGGCCGUUGGAGGAUCUCAUCGACAAGUCACCCCUAACAACAACAACAGUAAUAAUGAUAAUAAUAAUAAUAAUAAUAAUAAUAAUAAUAAUAAUAAUAGUGCCAAUAUUUCUAGUAGUACGGGAGGAAAUGGUAAUGUAAUUCUUCUUCAGUAUGAACAUUGGUGUUUCUCCGUUGCCCUUCUUCACUCCACUGCUAUUGGCAGUCCACAGCAGCAAUUACACGAUACGGCGGCUGUUAAUCUUUCCCAUCGUAUUAUUCUCUCCACCACCGUUGCGGAGAGUUCCGUGACGAUUCCAAAUGUUCGCUGUGUUGUGGAUUCUUGUCUGGAGCGUUCUUUUAUUUCCGAUCCACUCACUGGUGUGGUGCUGCGGCGCACAACUCUUGUGAAGAACGGCAGUGGACUCCAACGUGGGGGCCGUACGGGGCGUACAUGUGAUGGACUCGUUGUGCGACUCGCCCCUCGUCGUUUCUUUUAUUCCGCACGAAUAAAGAAUAAUAAUAAUAAUAAUAAUAAUAAUAAUAAUAAUAAUAAUAAUAAUAAUAAUAAUAAUGCAUUCUCUUUGGAUGGUGAUAGUGGGGCAGUGAAUACACCGGCGGUGUUGUUGCGGGUGAAACAUUUAUUUCCAACACGGCCGAGUGCGUUGGUGCGUUAUUUACCGUAUCCACCCACUGCCGCUGCGAUGAGGUGUGGACUACAACAACUAGAGGAAUUGGGUCUUCUGCGGAUAUCAGGAAAUAAUAAUAAUAAUAAUAAUAAUAAUAAUAAUAAUAAAGAUUUAUACGAAAUCUUUCAUUAUUACGAUAAGGCGAGUUUAACCGCUAAAGGAGAAUUUGUGGCGUAUCUUCCCAUCCCAUACAAUCAGGCGUUAUUACUUUAUUUUGCUUUACAGUUUGCAUGUUUAGAAGAUGCUGUAUUGAUUGCCUGUGCAAUGACUGUACCAACACUCCUCACAUCUCCACGCAUGACAGCUCAAGGUGAAAGUGGAACUCAAACACAAACACCAGCUAUUCAUUAUCUUCAGUCUCUACAAUCACAACGUGAACUGGCAAGAGUAGGAGGAAAAGACGAAAAAAAAGAAAAAGAAAAAAAUGAAGAUGGUGAUGAUAAUAGUGAUGAUGUGAAUGGAAAUGGUAAUGAGUAUCAUCUAAGUGAACCACUUAUGCUUUUAUCCUUAUUACGUGAGUGGUAUGCGUGUACAAACACACCAGAUGUUGUGGAGUUUCAACGUAAAUACCGCGUCAAUCGAAGUUCUCUCCGUCUUGUGGAUAAUACCGUCGCUCUCUGUGCCUCACGUUUAUAUCGUCUUAUUCGACUUGAUAAUAAUAAUAAUAAUAACAAUAAUAUUAAUAAUAAUAAUUCAAAGAAUAGCAUCAAGUCUACUCACAGUCAAGGUACGGAUGGUAAUAUUAAUAGUAGUGAUAAUAAUACGAAUUAUACAAAAGAAGAGGAAGAGGAAUUGUAUGGAGAACAUGAUAUCGCUGUACGUAAGCCCAGCACAGAGGCAUUGGAAGAACUUAUUGGUACGGCAUUUCCACAAACAUACCGUACAUUAUUAGCAAACUCACUAUUUCGAUUACACCGUUGUGCCUAUGAACAUGCCCGUCAUCGAUUAUCACAGAAGUCUGGUACCAUGACUCACUGGUAUCCAUAUGAUGAACAACUUAUUCGACAAUUACAACAAACUCUCUCUACUACUACUACUACUACUACUACUACUACUACUAGUAGUAGUAGUGGAAAUGCAAAAAAAGAUUCUCUUUAUUCACAUCAUCUUAAUAGUAAUAAGAAUCUAAAUAAGAUACGAGAUAUUGAAAGUGGAUCGCAUAUUAUGUUUGGAACCGUCCAACAUCGUUUAGCAGCAGCCUUUGUCGCUGCCUUUGCGAGAAAUACCAUGCGGGGUGAAGAUGGAUCUCAUCGUUUACAUCACCGGCGGCUUCUGCGGAAUUUAGGUGGAUUGCAGGAGGAGAAUACACAGCAUACCUGUUCUUUUACUGUAGAUCUUCAUACAAACCAAUCAUCCCAACAGAAUGGGCGUCGAGCGAUAUUGUAUGAUCGUUUAACACCAGAGGCUUUACGAAAUGUGUUGGAACCGUAUCUUCUCGGAACGAAUCUUUCUCAAAUGGAUCUCUUCUCAAGCGGACGAUCCGCCAUUGCACAGUUUAGUCAUGAAAAGAAGGAUAAUAAUAAUAAUAAUAAUAAUAAUAAUAAUAAUGAGAAGAAUGAAAACGUUUCAGAAGAUCUGAAGAAAUGCAAAGAAGAAGAAUUAAUGAAACCUCAUGUAUUACCGUUUGAACAAGGCAUUGUAGCUCCAACAAACGCUGGUGUUGUUUUGGCUCAUAUUGGUAUUAGUUUACUUGUUUCUAUACAAGGAGCAUUAACACGUCUAGCCCUGUUAUUACCCCCAUCCACAACUCCUGUAAACAAUAGCAAGAUGGAUAUAAAUUGUUUGGGUGCUGCUGCUGCUGCUGUGGGGAUAAACGCUGAGAAGAGGAAUUCUAACGUUGGUAAUGUGGAAACUGUUCCUACCACACAAGGCGAGUUAAGGGGUAUUCAUCUCAGAGAUCCUAAUAGUAGUAGAAAUAAUAAUAAUAAUAAUAAUAAUAAUAAUAAUAAUAAUAAUAAUAGACAUCGUAUUCGUUUCUCUACUCUGCGGUCUGAGAGUGAUGGUGGCGAGGAGGAUGUGCGGGUGAUGUGGAAUGAUAGUUACGGCCGUGCGUGUGUGUUGCUCCGCAGUGAUGUGAGGCGUGCGGGAUAUGAUGAAUUCUUCCCAACACCAUUCUCUUCUUCUGAUGAAAACCCAUCAUCAUUAUUAUCAUCAUCAUCUUUAUUAUCAGUAUCAUCACAACAACAACAACUGGGAGAUAUAAAGAAAGAUGAAACUACUAUGAUGACAACGGGGAGUUCUCCCAAUAAUAAUAAUAAUAAUAAUAAUAGUGAAGAAGAAGAAAAGGAGGAGGAACACGCACUGUUGAGUGUACAGCGUGUUACUUUCACUCGUGCUGUCUAUUGGAAAGUAACACUUCCCACAUUACGGCAACAUCCUUCUGUGAAUCCUUAUUUAUCUUCAUCAUCAUCUUAUUCUUCAGAAAAAGAAGAAAAAGAGACGUUAACUUCAAGAGGAGAUGCGGUGGAUAAUUUCUAUUGUUUGGUUUGUCACAGUACGUGGGCCCACACCACUGCCUUUCACUCACACUGUCGAACGGCCGCACAUCUUUCUCGACUCGCAGUUGCCGUGCAAUUCCGCAUUCGUCGUGAAUGGAUGGAGACGUUUAGUAGAGGCUCACUUUCCGAUCUCCUGCGUAGACACAGCCAUCAUCAUCAUAAGGAUAAUAAGAAUAAUCUAAUGAUGAUAAUGAAAGGUGAUAAGAAGGAUAAUAGUAUGAUUAAUUCUCAUUCUCAUCUUAAUCAUAUUGAUAGUGAUAUUGAUAGUGGGAUGGAGGUGGAACUACGUCAUUGCAUGAUAUCUCCCUUAUCUUAUUUAAAUGCCUUGCAGUGGUGUCCACGUGGUGAUACGGCUUCUAGUGUUAUGCCUAUUGCCAUUGCAGGUUCACUUAUUGCCUAUUUAACCCCAACAACAACACAAACAAUAUCAUCAUCAUCAACUCUUAUAUCUUCUGAUCAUAGUUUACCUUUACAAGCAUUACAUGUUUGGGUGAUGGAUACAGAGAGAGUCUCCACUACAUCUUUAGUAGAACCACCACUGGCCUUAUUUGUGUUGGCGGGUUAUCUUGCGGCUUCCGCAUCUUUUUUUGAUGCGGCGUUAUUAAUGAAUGAAGAUCAUUCCCGUGUAUUUGCUGUGAUGUUGUAUGAUUGGGGUGUUUGGCGUUUUCCAUCACCAUUACACCGCAGUCAACUUCAUAGUGUUCUCCGUGUAUUUGCGGGAAAACCAUGGCGUGGGGUUGUUUCCCUUACAUCUACACAAGAUUCUUCUAUCUAUACAAGUAAUAUAGAUAAAGAUAAUACAGUAGAUAAUGGUGGAUUGCAUUGGUGUACAGCUACAGAUGUUUGUCCACAAUGUACAUACUGUGGAAGUAGUGGAAAUGCGGAAAAAGAAAAACAAGAAUCUUCAUUAUUAUCGUUAUCAUCAUCAUCUUCACUAUCAUUAUCAUCAACAUUAUCUGUGGAGGAAGUGGUCGCAAGUACACUCUUGUUGGUUUUGCAUGAAUACAGAAACUCUAGACGAAAUGUGAUAAGCUUUGCAGAUUAUAUACAGCGGGUGGUGGCCAAGUUAACAACCUGGUCCACCACACCUAAACGACCAAUCUCAACAAGAGGAAAAACAAUCUCAACAACAGGAAAACGAAUAACAACAACAAUAGGAUUAACAGAAUCUCGUAGUGGUGCGGAACUAUUAGCGCAAUUUGUCGCUAGACGACAGAAUCAACCACUGGAGUCUCUACUGCGUAGUAUUGGAUGUCAGUUUCUUACCCCACCUACAGGACUCCUAAACCAUACGAAUAAUAAUAAUAAUAAUAAUAAUAGUGCUGUUGGUAAUAUGGAUAAGAAAGAUAAUGAUAAUAAUACACAUAUCUCUUCUUCUUCUUCUCCAUGUACACCACCUGCGGUGUUAUUCGGCAACCGGGCAUUAGCAGCGGAAGGGGCCACAAAUGAGAAAUUAUUUCUUCUCCCAACAGUACUGCCGAGUUAUCUUCCAUCUCCAGACUUUGCGGUGAUACUCCAACAGCAUAGAGAAAGUAUGCGGAAUCAUUCAACGGAUGAUCAUCAUCAUAAUAAUCAAAAGAAGGUACCGUUGGGAAGUAGUGAAAAGUCAAAAACAGUACAGCAGCCGUCAUUCUAA